CAUGCCGGAAAGGAAAGUAUUUGAACCAAACGAGGCAGUAUUCAUUCACGAGGAAAUGGACAGUUAUAAUUGGAAUUACUUGGACCAACACAUUUGCGGAGACCAGGAAUUUAACGAACUUAUGGAGGUAAAUCCCCUCCUUGUGUUACUGACAGAGGGAGCUGAAACUUUUACACUAAUAUGUACUCUUUUCAACGUGUAACUGUCCGAUUGUUUUGCUUCAAGUCAUUUGGCUGCAGAAUUGAGGGGGCUGUGUCACGACUGUCUGGUUCAUUUUCAGCGAUUUUCGUGUGACCUUGAAAUGAAAACGCGCGAACAAAACAGAAACAACAAACGAACGGAAAUAGAGCCAUUUGAUUGGUUUAUUGAACAAAUACAAACGCGCGUGGAUUUUGAUUGGUUAAGCGAACGCUCGGGUGAGAAAACUUCAUGCCCGAGAACUUUUUAGAAAUCCGCCGAUACUUUGCUUUGACGUCAUACUGUAACACGAUUGGCCAAUCGGACAAUGCCUUCUCCAUAUCAUAUGCAUAUUUGGCGGGAAAACGAAGAGGCCUUGUUUUGAUCUUUUCAUCCAUUUGCUGAUAAAACAAGUAAGGAACACUUACAGUCCCUUACAGAAACCAUUUUUCAAGGUCAUACGAAUAUCGCUCUAACAGAGAGAUUUAAAAGAGUCACGUUUACGAAAAACAGCAAACGUGAAAUUCAAGUUGAGAAUUUCUCACAACAGAAAAUAAGCAGAUAAAAACUGUCCCGGACAAUUCUUAUGGAUAAAAUUGGCGUGAAACUCACUUAUUUUUGAGUAACAGUACCACGACAACAACAACAACAACUUCAUUCUUUGUACAAAAAUACAAAAGUUUGAUAAACAGUAAGGGACAAUUAAGCGGAAAGCUUGGCGAAAACCUGAAUCGUUAUGACUCUAAGGGUGGAUUUCCACUGUCGUGUAAUUUUCACGUGCGUACGCACGUAAAUUUUACGCGCGUAAAUAAAAUAAAGGCAAUGUAUGGAAAGUCGGGCGUAAAUGUUAAGGUGGCUCCCUAGAGUAAAUUGGCCGUGCGCAGCCUGAGCACUAGAAUGGCGCGAGCUUUAAAAUCCGCGCGACGUCCACGCAAAAAUAAAGCAAACAUGGCCUCUUUGUUUCGAAAUAUUCCCCCCAAAAAACGUUAUUAACUUUCUGUUGGAGCUCAUUGUGCGAAAAGUUUGGUUAGUGUAGGUCAAACAUUUAUGAGAGGAGACAAUGUUAAAUUACACCGGUUACAAGUCACUAUCGAUCUCCAUAAGAGUAAAUUGUAUGUGAAAACGAAGCAGAAAUUUUCCAAAGACAUCAGUUCGUUCGCUUCAAAAGUAGACAAACGUAAAAUAGUCGAAGUAAAUGGUGAAAGGAAACUUUACAAAGAAAACAAAGAAAUAAGUACACUAACCCUAAAGGAAGCAAUGUUACUGUUUCUGGCCUUUGGUUCAUGCUCAACUUCUCGUUUAAGCUCAGUACUUUUUAUCUUGCCUCUAUUUUAUUCACGCGCGUAAAAUUUACGUGCGUAAACACGUGUAAAGUACGCUACAGUGAAAAUUUACCCUAAAGGUGAUGUUACACGAGACGAUUCGCAACGACUAUUUUUAGCGAACCACAGCGUUGCAACAUUUUUGCAUCAUUCUUUCGAAUAGUAACAAGAUUGUUCCAGCAUUGCAUAGCUGUGAGAGUGAAGAAUGAUCAUUGCAGUAAAUUUUCCAAUUUAAGCAAUUGGAAAGAAGAAGCCUGAAAAAAAAAAAUCAGGGCUUCAACGGGAUUCGAACCCGUGACCUCCCCGUUGCCGGUGCGUUGCUCUACCAACUGAGCUAUGAAGCCACACAUUGGGAGCGAGGUUGAAGCCCUAAUUUUUUUUUUGAGAUAUGAACUCAAUAUAUUGACCUCGCUCCCAAUGUGUGGCUUCAUAGCUCAGUUGGUAGAGCAACGCACCGGCUUCUUCUUUCCAAUUGCUUAAAUUGGAAAAUUUACUGCGAUGAUCAUUCUUCACUCUCAUCUACAACCGCAGUUCAAAUAUGAAUUAUUUCAUAUACUUCACAUCAUUGCAUAGCCGUGUUGCUCUAAAAAUCCUCGUUGCGAAUCGUCUCACGUAACAUCACCUUAAUACCGCCAAUUGCGCAUUCGUAUUCGCUAUGGUACUUGCGCAAUUGCUUGUGGACGCCCACCGACGACAAAAUCCCAGAUUCGUGUCAACCGUUAUAGAGGUAAUCAUUGAUUACGGAUACGCAUUCGUCACUUACGGAAAAAUUACGGAAACGAAAUCGAGUCAAACGUAGUCCUACCAGUUUCCCAGCCGAGGUGCCGCUGAUAAUAUUAAUAGGGGAGGCUUACUUGCAGUCGCCCGUCAUAGCUCGAAAAUUUCUGCCUUAGUACCACAGGAACACCAGAUUAGGAUGCGUUAUGACCAACGCGACAACAAAAAUGAUCUUUGAAAAACUCUUAGGCAAACUAGUUUUCGAAAACUACUAUAACCUGUGCCAGGCUCUCGGUUAGAACAGACAAGAGAAGAAAGCGGGUAAGCAGUGAAAAAAAGAGCGUGCGAAAAACGUAAACUACAAUUGCAAUCCGUUUCAAUCGUCUUCAAGUUUGUCCACCCGUGCCGUAUUUGUAUUUUGUUUGCGUUAUUUAUACCUUCCUUGAAUGUUCUGAGUGGUUGUUUUGAUGUUUUACUCUUUUUGGUGGAAGCUACCACAGUUUAAAUUGUUAUAAAUUUCUUGACACUGCUCCUUUCACUAUAAAAACUAUGAUAAUUGUCGACCUCGAGUGAAAAAACUUCUACCUAACCAUGGACAAAGGUCUUAGGACAAAUAUGCAUUUGCUGUAAAUUAAACGGUUUUCUUUUUUUCUUUUUAGUCUCUGAAUUACUGGAAGGCUCGUUUCCUACUGCUGCCCUUUACUCAGCGUAAAUCGAGUGUGGGAACGGGAGAAAAGAAAAAGACAAAAGCGCAGCAAGAGGAAAACCUUAUGGAAGGAUUUUUGAAGUUUCUUGAGAUUCUCAGUCGAGUAAAAAGAUUUCCAUCCCAGAAGGUUCCUCAGACACCUAAGGUAGUGAUAGUAAGCGCGCACUCUGUAAAUAGCUUUUAGGUGGCUGAACACAGUUUCUGUAGAAUUGCUUUAUCCCUUUUCUGAGCAUGAUAUAACUCACCAGCCAUUGAUAGCUUGAUUCUGUCACUUCGAUAUUCUCGCUAAAACUCGUAGAAUAAAGACGACAGCUGUCACGUUUUCCCGCCAAAAUGACGCUAGUUUACGCGCGCACACUACUUAGUAUUGACAAAAUCUUGUCCUCGCGUACUUGUAUGAAAGGCCACGCGUAAACAUGAAAGUUGAGGGAGGUUCAACUUAAACAUUUACGCGCGACCUUUCAUACAUCGCCUAAAAGAUUAUGCAACAGUCACGUGGAAAACUUAAUAAUAUAGAGUUUAAAGGUCGGUACACACUAGGCAACAAGUUGCAGCGACACGUCGCAGCGACAAAUCGUACGUGUGUAUUGAAGAAUUUUUGUGAAAAUCUUUGCCUCAGCAACAGAAUUUUGUCGCUGCAACAAGUCGCGGAAAACCAGAUCAGACAGAAUUUGUGCGACUUGUUGCGGCGACAAAAUUUUGUUGCAGAAACAAAGCUUUCCUUAAAAAUUUCCCCGUUCACACGAAGGGAUUUGUUGCUGCUACGCGUCGUGCAACGUAUCGCCCGAACUGUACACCCGGAGUGAUUUGUCACCGGGACGUGUUGCAGCAACUUUUAAAAUUAUCACUUUGAAUAACGCCUUAGGGCCUGUUUACGUGGAGGUGGAAGACCCGAGAUAGUUGAGGUAACAUGUAGCGGGUCACCCUACCUAUCAUGUUAACGCGAUCAAAUUAUAAUGAGAGAUUAUAUGGACAGGCGGGUUACCUCACCUUCCUGGGGUCCACCACCUCCAUGUAAACAAGCCCUGAAUGUGGUAAUAUAUUUUCUAGGAGCGAAGACAAUCAGAGCCUGCUUUCCUGUCCCAUCGCCAUACUAAGCAGCAGCAUGAGACAACAGCGACUGUACCCUUAUCAUCAGAGUUAACCACAGCACAGAAGGAAAUCACCUCUUUACCAAGUAGUCGGCUGGUUAGUAAAUCGCGGUCGUCCUCAACUAUUGGCCUAGAAUCACCGAACCCGGAUUCUCGUAGCGUUUCAUCCGUGGAAUUCUCUGGGUACGUCAGAGUUCUAAUCACAAAAUAGCAGCUAAUAAUUAGCAACUAGCAGUAAUCAGGGAUUAGCAAUGGCUGGAAAGAAUAAUACCUUUAGUAUGGCUGUUGCUGAUGAAUGUUACUAAAGUCGGGAAGUUUGUACGAUAGCUCGAAGCAUAUACAUGAAUAACGUGCUCCUAUUGCAACGCUCUGGUUACGUAGCACCACGUGACUAUUAUAAAGUCGAGUCGUCACCAUCCGAUACGAUCCGUCAACAUGAUACCCUGGGACAGAUAAGAAAUGUUGACGUCCGUUCCGAUCACGGCCAGACUUCCUAUAGUGAACUGUUAUAUGGCAAUGCUGACAGUCAGCUCGUAAAUAUUCUUAAAGGGGCUGUGUCGCGGCAGUCCAGUUCAUUUUGUUUAAUUUUGCCAAUUACUCGCCCUCAAUUGCUAUGGAACUUUAAGUAAGCAAAGAAAUUAUAUGUAAAUGACAAAAUCAGAGAUUCGAGACAAACAAAUAUGUCUUCUGAGCAUCAUUUUUGAAGUUGCAAACAGCAGAGAUAAACUUUGAAAAACUGUCAGGCUGAACAGUCUUCAAAAACCCUAAUUUCAAUCCGUUUCAAUCUUCUUCUGUUUUGCCCAUCCGUGGCAUCUGUUGUUUCUGUUGUGUUAUUUUAACCUUCCUUUAAUGUUUUAAGCGGUUAUUUUUAUGUUUCUCUUAAUUUAACGGGCAUUUUGUAAUAAUAAACCUAAUUUGGCUGAAUUUCGUGACACGGCUCCUUUAAUUUUUGCCUGUUUUUAUCAUAGAGAGCAGCCAAUCGCAGCCGACGAGCGAUAUCCGAUAGUGACAGGCUCAGUGAACAAUCAUCAUUGAAGAGCAUAGCGGAGGCCAUGAUGGAAUCUGGGUAAGUUGCAAGAUGAUACGGUUCGUGAUUUCUGAAAAAAAAUCCACUAUUUAAUGCUACAAUUAACAGUUUGCUUUUUUGGUUUCAGCUCGAAACGAGAACUUGAUAAGCGUCAAUAAAAAGAGUUCUACGAAGUAAUCGUUCCACUCUUGAAGCAAUUGAUUAAGUCAUGAGAAGUAGUUUUUUUUUAGUGAACGAAGUGCUAGAGUCCUAUGACAGUUCAAAUCAAAGCUGUUAAGCAGCAAUUUUUCGUGGUACCAUUUUUUGUUGCAAUAAUUUAGACAUUUUGGAUUUUUUAAAAAAAAAAUUGAUUUAGAAUCAGCAUCAGCUGAGCAAGAAGGGGAGGGGUGUGGAUUGUUUUGUUUUCGAUGUUUCCCUGUUCGAGGACAAUGUCUCAGCAAGUUGUCGCCAAUUUCCAGCCAAACAGCAAUCUUUUUAACGGAAAAGUCUUGAUGGGACUCAAGUUUUUUGUUCACAGAGUUAAAGCCGCCUUCAGAAGUUCGUCACUUCUCAACAUAGGGAGAAGUGACGGAGGCAGCGUGGCCGAGUGGUUAAAGCGCCGGACUUGCAGUCCGGUAGCUGGAUUUGUUCUCGGUUGUCUUGAGUUCAAAUCCUCGAGCGCCGAACUUGAAAUUCGGAGGCCCUGAGUUCAAGUCCUGCCCUGACCGCUAGCUGGAUUUGUUCACAGUAGUCUCGAGAUCAAAUCCUGGGCCACACUUGUAAAUAGCCAGCUGGUUUGCCUCCAGCCAGUUGGGAUUCUUGGCCAUAUUAUGUUUCAUUUGAAUUAUUGGUUCAUUAUACCUGAAAAGCCCUAUAGGGGGAGGGGAUAAUAAAUUAUUAUUAUUAUUAUUUAUUUAUUUCUGAGAGUUUUUCGUUGAGUUAAUUGUUGGUUCACUAUACAGCAAAGGCGUUUCAUUUCUACCUGAGAUGAAAGGAUUGAAGCUUUCCAGCUUUCUAAGUGUAGAAGCGAUCUCGUGGAUAAAACAACACCUGGAUGGGAUCACUUCUAACGAGCAAGCUAUUCAUCUGUGUCAGGUCAGCGGUUUCAACUUAUGGUUAUGAGCAUUUGGCAUUUUUUUUUAUUGAUAGUGAUACAUCUGUCUUCUCCAGAACCCGUUCUAUCGGGCGUAAUAGGAUGCAUGGAGCGAUUGCAGGCCUGAAAGCUCCAACAUCCACGAGGAACCUUAACUUACCCUAGUCACCCGCGCAGCCGUUUUUGUCCCGUCACGCGACGUCCCUCCCAAAGUUUCAUGGGGAUGAGCGUUGCGUGACGAGACCGCCUUCGUGCGAUAAAUUUUCUCAGCGGCUUCUCUUUACACGUAAAGCCCAUUCGUGUCUGUUGCCAAGGAUAGAGUAAUGACACUGAGUAUCGAUAAUAUCAGAAACUCAUAAGGGGUUGAAACGUGUAACUCUCAUAUGUUUGCUUUGUCCGAUGCUCGUGAUUAUUCAUUUUCGAAAGUACCAUAUUUGGAACGAGAAGAAGAGAUAACUGACCAAUCAAACUUCGUAAACAACGUGACGUAAUUUUCCUUCAGGUUCCCGCGCCCGCUUAAAAGAAUGGCGGACAAACGGAGGAAAAACUCCCGAAAGCCGAGAAAGCUUUCAAAGGUUGAAGCCAAGAAUAAUACCGAAACACUGAGCAGGAUAUUAUUCCCUUACCACCCGGGCCAAACGUAACAUUAUGAAACCCAUUGACGGCCUCGCAACUUCUUGAAGUUUUCACUUCAAAAAACGAUGCCUCGUUGACCCUCUGCACAGUAAACUUAUACUGCAAACAGGCUUUUAAAAUUUUUAUGUUAAAAGUCUCGAAUAAACAGUGAAAAAUAUUUUCGAAUAAAAUUCAUUAGCUGCCUAUCGAAAGUGUCCAAAACCUGAACCUGACAUCUUCGCAGAAAGUGAUGCUUGUAAUGAAUGUAAGAAGCAUUUUAAAAGCUUAAAUUAAACUUAGAUGUUGUAGUCACGAUCGUGUUUUGAGCUAAUUUUAUGACUGAACAAACUCAAAACAAUAGACAGAGAAGCCGUUUCUUGAAAAUUUUUAUUCAAAGUCCAAAAAGUUAAUCCUUUAAAGCAAUUCGGAAAACACUAUCCGGAUCGUGGAUCCGUUCACGCAAGUGGCAUCGGCUAAGCACAAGGCAAAAUUCAAAAUUCAAAAUUCAUCUCAAAUCAGGGCACAUUUUGUGACUUUUCUUUAGCGCCGAAGAGAAAAAUUUAUAAAACGUCUAUGAAACAUUUAAAAAUACAUAAAUUCCCUUUCAAAAACGUAAUUGUCUUGGCCAUAGAGUGCAAAAUGUACCUGAAAAUUCAGCAAAAACUUCGCUGACUUAGUUGCAUUUCAAAACAGACCAUGGGCUCCGCCGUGAAGAAAACAAGGUUGAAUUCCUCGAAGGACGAUUUCUUGAUGAAAAGCUUCCCUUUCUCCACAAAAAGAAAACUGAGCAUUCUUUUGAACUUUCUCUUUCCAUUUUUUGUCUUUUAACGGUGUAUUUUUAUCCUUGAAAUGCAGAACUCUUGCCUUAAAACAUCUGCAUGGUGAUCGCGCAGCAGCCAUUUUGUUGAAAAUGGAUAUCCGUCACUAAGAUUUCCAAAUAUGGUAAAAAGUGAAUAUUCACGAGCAUUGAACGCGAGUUACACGUUUCAACCCCUUAUGGGUUUCUGAUAAUGUGACAUCCUUUCUUAAUACUUUCACUGUUUAGUAUAAUUCAUUUCACUUCGAGUGACUACUACCCUCCCCUCCCCUAUUCCCUUUCCACCCUGCCAUGGAAAACAGCUAUGCCAAAAGCCAUCAACGGAAACAGAAAGAAGAGUUACGAUUUACUUACGGUUAAUUGAAAUGCUCAGUCAAGAGAUACUAUUGAAGUGGCCCCGGUUCCUCAAACGUUGGAUAGCGCUAUCCACCGGAUGAAAAGCUAUCCACUGGAUAACGCAAUUGGUUUCCCAAGUACUUAUCCGCAGGAUAGCGGUUUCCAACGUUUGAACAACCGGGGCCUGUAGAAUAAAUACCAAGGGAAAAAAUUUCAGAAUCAUAUUUUAGUAUACAGGAGAGGUAUAUAGAGAAAUAUAAUCUUUACUGUUACUUCAUAAAAAUGUCGAAACUUGCUUCUUCUUUUUUUUCACUUCCGUUUCUAGAAAAUGGUAGAAGCUGGCAUCAUUGAACACGCCUCAGAAAGUGUAAAGCAAAAAUUUCUCGAAGGUUUUAUUAUCUUUUGUUUUGCACCAAAGUCUUCUUGGGCGGAGAAAAAAGAUGGUAAGUCAAGUUAGAUGUUGACCACAGGAAUACCACAGUAUUCUUAAACACAUGCUUACCAUUCUCCUCGUAAGAAUAUCAAACAAUGCUCUGAAGUCAUGAAGAGCUUCCGAAACUUCUGAAGAAUAAUUUUGAGUUCUCAAAUAGGAGUUCGAACCAUGACCUAUUACCCUAACGCUUGAUCUGCGGUUGGACAGGACAUGUGUGAAAGAAAAAGUCAAUGAAACCUACGUUCAUUGAUAAAAAUCUUAGGGCAAACUUUUAUUUGUGACGCUUUUUUACGCACGCGUUUGAAAUCAAAUGAAACUACACAUGCCUAGUCCCUCUCCCCCACACCAUAUACAAAGUUAACUCCUACACCCACAAUUUUUGUGAGGGGAGGGGAAACUGCAAGGGAUUUUUAACAAGGAAGCACUGAUUUCGUAAGGGAUCCUGACAACACAGGCCUUGAUUUGAGUGGUGAGUUUAAGGGGUAUUAAAAACAAUCGAAAAUUCGUUUUGAACCGCGCGUGUAUGCUGGUUGCGUAGUUCUGCCUGAUGAAGUACGAGCAACCUCGUUUUGCGGUUGUUAUAAUCAGAAGCCGUAAUUAACGGCUCCUGGUGAUUUUAUUUGAUGCCUUUUUUUUGGGGGGGGGGGGGUUGAGUCAGUUUGUUCCCCUUCGAUCAUCCCCUUCAUUUUGACUCUGUUGUUCCGCCCCCUGGGGUAAAGUGUCGGACUUCCUCUUUUCUCAACCGAGCCUUUGCUUUUUAUUGUUAGACAUACCGGAUACUUCCAAGUUACCCGUGUCUCACCGGUCUUCAAUCGACGUGGAGCGCUUCGAGUUAGAUCUUUUACGAGAAUUUCAAAGUGAAUGGUUCGAGGUGGCAAUCUGGCCUUCCAGAACUGGAGAUGAUUUUCCAGAAUUCUUUGCACCCGAUGAGGUGAUUGAGUCAUUUCCGGUGGGUUCUCCAAACCGGAAGCUCAGCCAAACAAGAUCAGCCAGGCGGAGUCCAGGACGCCUGCAUUUAGAGAGCGGUUUGUAUUCUGUACUUUCUUAGAUCUUUCCUAGACAUUGUUAAAAAUUUAUUUCCUUUAAAAGCUUGUUUUUUUUCAUUAUCUUAAAGCGUUCUUCAGUGUCAUCUCAAAUUGUAGACUGCAAAACAGUCAGUUAUUUUCCUCAAAAUCGGUGUUUCCAGGCGCGUUCGUGGGAUUUCCCAAAAAACCUCACACGCCCGUAACGUUUGCGACAACCAUUUAUGCGAAUUUAUUGGGCACAUUUUUGAGAAAAGUGAAGAAAUCAGAGUAAGAGAUAGUUAUGCAAGUAAAGGAGUUGAAUACAGGGUUAAGCACUGAAGUACAGUGAUUAGGGUUAAGCACUCUUUAGCGGUUAGCUUUCACUAAUGUUAUGAUCAAUGCCAUGUAAGGUACCUUAACCGACAGUUAGCCCUUGAUGGUGUAGUGGAUAAUACAUCAAAUGACGCGGGUCAAGUCCUACGUACUACCCACUGUUUUCAUCCGUUUUCUUUCUUCUCUUAUUUACUACUCUAAGUUAUACGACUCCUAUGAUGUAUUUUGAGUAAAGAUGACAUCUGAUUUUGGAGGAGUUUCAACCCGCCCGUAAGGCGUCUCCCCCAAGUCUCACACUUUGUUCUCACCCUCGCUUCAGGACGUUUCUUAUUUUACCGCUCCCGCGUUCUUGAACCACACAAUCUGCAGUCUACUCAAAUCGCUACCUCAUCGCGAUUAUUUGUGUAUCGGAGAGAUGUCGGUUAUGCCAAAAGUUAUCCGUUGGACAGUGAACUGUGUCAGUUUUAGAGAGUACAGUCGAACCUCUCGCAAGUUACCACCCAAAUUUCAAAGACUAAGUGGUCGCUUACGGGAGGUCGUAGUUUACGAGAAAAGACCCUCUUGAGGUCUCUUCUGAGACGAUGUCCGGACACAUCUACUUUAUGGAAGAUAAUUUAUUGUAUGUAUUUUCUAAAUAAUGAUAUGUACAGUUCCAUGUUGAUAUUCAAGUUCUUCGUAUAUUUUAAGUAGAAUAGUACAUACAGCGAACAUAGAAAUCAGACAAUGCGUCAAAAAGUUGCUUACAAGAGCUUAAAACCAAUGGAAAAUCAUUAAACCGUCAGCCCCCAAAAGUGGUCGUGGUCGCUUACAGGGGGUGGUCCCUUACCAGAGGUUCUAACUAUAGGGAUUAAUUAGACUGGUAAAGAUUGGGUGCAUUAUUCGCCAACGAGAGGUGGUCGCAUAUUGAGGUUUGACUUUAUCUGCAGUGGAGGGGCCCAUGUAUGCAUAAUAGAGGUGUCUUAAUUGGAGAAAUGUCUAUAUAAUAUAAACGAGGUAUUCGUGUUAGUUAGGUACCCUUAUUAGAGACAUUUAUGAAUCAUAGAGGUAGUCUAAUUGGAGAAAUAAGUAAGUGGAGUAUGAUUGUCCGAGUGAGUGUAGCCCUCUCCUUUGUUUCAGAAGAUAACUACCGCACAGGUUGUUGAAAUGUCAGUCACCGUCAACAACUGAGCAGUCCUAUUAUUAUUAUUAUUGUUAUUGUUGUUGUCAUUUUAUUAUUAUUAUUAUUAUUAUUAUUAUUGAUUAUCGAGUAUUAUCCUAUUGCAUACUCCAUAGACUGUGGCUGUGGCCCAGCUUACAAGUUUGUUACCCUGGAUGCUGAUCCUCAUCACAAGAACCAACGCCCUGAAACCUGCAUCGUACGUUACCAUGGUAAUUUCUGCACCCAUCAUGCGUUUCAGAUCGAGCUACACUGGAUAGCAGCGACUGGGAGUAUAGUAAAUAACAUGGUAGGAUGAAAAACAUCAAAGUCUUACAGUAAUCGCUCUAACAAGCGUCCUCCGGGGCUUAUUUUUCCAGCCUUUUUCAUGAGGGGAGUUAAUUGGAGCAGGAAAAUUAUCAGGGAGUCAGGGAGAGGGGCUCAUAUAAAAGCGAAGCGGCAACCCAUGGUAGUUCACUUUAUUUCAUAAGCGAUAUGCCUGUAAGCCACAUAGUCCAUGCUUAUAAAAAAUCCAUUUUUUCAGUCACUUUUCUUACACUAUACUGUACCUUUGUUUGCGCAAUCUGAAGAUAAUCGUUCGUCACUUUUAUUCUGUCCAUAAUAUACCUUGUUUACCGCCAAAAUUUAGCGUAAACAUAGAAGCGCUUGAUAAACAGGCUAAUUUGUAGGCUAUAGAGCGUAUUCACAUGACGUCACGGCGGCCAUGUUGGUGUACCAAGACAACCCUGUGGGAAUUGAACUCUUUUCUAUGUAAAAACUUUCUUUUGUUCGUAAAAAUUAGCAUAGACGCUGGUCACGUGAGUGAAUACGCUCUAUAAAAGUGAUUGUGAUGAUGAUGUUGACGGUGAUAAUGAUGAUGAUGAUGAUGAUGAUAACGAGUGAUCGUAUCCGCUUUGCUCUCCUCAGGUUCAAUCAUGGACUCGUAAGGCACCUUCUUGUGGCUUUCACAAAGUUCCCGUUCCAGUAAGUCCAUUCCCUGAUCCAGCUGGUAGGAAUGUCGACCCUUUUCGUUUGCCUUUGUUUAUUUCGUUUAACUUACCCGAGGGAGCAGCGGACGCAUGUAGUCUGUUCAGAGGUAAGAAAGAGGAACAAUCCCGUCAUCCCGACCUAAAUUUUCCCUCAAUCCCUUAAUCCCGAGGGUUAUUUUCGCCAUACCACAUCCCGUGCAUACUUUCAAUCCCGAAUCCCGCCCCGAUAUUGCUUUAAAAAUUCCGACUACCGCACAGGUUGUCGAAACAUCAACCACUGAUCACGAACUGGUGGCUAGUUUACUUCAAAACUGACAUUAAUUUGUUGGUGUAUACUUAGGAUUCGUGUAAGUUGUCCCAAGCAAUCGUAAUUAAACAUGAAACCUCCAGAUUCGAUAGCCCAAAACUGCUUUGUGAAUAAGAAAACAACAACAACAUAAACAGAAACAUAGGCACGUUAAACGUGCAUGAGCUAUUUUGAAUGCUUCAGUGUAACUUUAAUGCUUCGGUGUAACCUUACCAAGAGUGAUGAAUCUACCUUUUUCAUCCUAAAUGUAGAUUGGGUUUUUGUGCGAAAUUGGGUAUUGCGCUACAUAAAUGAAAACGCGAAACGCUCAGCUGAGUCGAUCCUCGAGCUAUAUAUUGACUUUCCUCUGUCUUUCCCUGUUACAUCUGGUGCAAGUUAAACAAAUUGUUAAAGUAAAAUAAAUUUCUACUCACCAAACGUUUCGUAAGCCAAAAUGUGACUCAUCAAAUACUGAAUAGUUGCGAAAUACCAGGAUUUUUAUCUUUGAGGUAGAUGGUUGCAUCAUCAUAAUUCACGAGGUUUUCACGUGCGAUUCUACUCAGUGAAACAGUCUUUAACUCCGACAACUUAUUUCUUCGUGUUUUAAAAGCUAUUGCUUUUUAAAAGACAAGAGCCUUUUUUAAGGCAUUGGUUACAAAACGAAACAGGUCUUCAGACGUCCAAGUUACUAUUAAUUAUUGUGAAAAGCCAAUCUGCAUGAGAUGUACUGUCACACAGCUGGCACGUAAAAGUGUUGGACUUUGCCCCCUUUCGUGGUUCGUACGUGAGGGAAUUCGAGUUAUCACACGGUAAACUACUAAACAGAAUUAUAAAAAUAACUCAUGCACACAAUUUGCACGUGAAGAUGUUGGUCUUUGGCCCUUUUACAAUUCGUACGUUAAAAAAUUAAAUUAAAUUAUGUUUCAUGCAACGUCAAGGUUGAUAGCCUAACAUUUAUUAACUUCCAAGAAAAUUAUCAAACUGCCGAAACUCAAUACAACAGUAUCUAAUUAUUGUGUCAACUAGCUUCUUCCAAUGUUAUUCCCUAACGCUACUGUUUCUACCUGAGUUACGCAUCUUUACUAAAUAAAAUACGUUUCAAUAACUAUAAUACUUAGUAAGCAACAAGGAUGUAUCAUGUUGUUCACUUAUUCAUGUCUUAAUUGCCGGAACGAAAAAGGUCUGUUGAACUUUGUAAGCGAGAGAAUAAAGCUUGUUUACAGGAUUAACAAUACUCGAUACAAAUUCUAAAAAAAUAAGCUGCCGUUGAAACAUCUAAAACCACAAUUUAUACGCCGCAUGCUUUCGAAUUAAAGUUCAUUUCUAAAUAUCAAUUAUUGUUUCACUGGAAGAGCUUUGAAAAUAUAUCAUCUUUUAUACUCUACCUGCACUGGAAGCAGGUGAAACACAACUUAUAAAUACGUGCGUUGUACCGUUCGGGAUAGCCGAAUCGGUCACAAAUGUCUUGAAGCAGCAUCCACACUAAAAUAUGAACCCUUAAACAGCUGCAUCACUGUUCACAGCGUUUGAAUCAUGAAGAUAUUUUAUGUAAUGCUUCCAAACACCUGUACCCGUAAUAAAAGACGAAAAAAAUGUGAAGGAUCAAGAUGGCGGUCUCAAAGUGCCCUUGUUCGACCUUUACCAAUGCCAUGUUUAAAUAGAUGCCAAGAUCUCAUUGGUUCCUAAGCAUUAACUCAUAGUACCUUCAAUCUUAUUGGCUCUUGCAACAAACAUCCCAACAUACAAAGAUACAAAGCCACAAAGAUACAUACGCUCACACCACUUACAUAUGAGCUAUUUUUUCAAAAUAGCUCAAAAACAAAACAAAGGCCUAAUGUCCAAAUUCAAAUUGUCCAAACUGUUUUUCUUACAAUUCUUUAAACAGUUAGUUGAGAGAAUACGAUAAAAGAUCAAAGCAUUUUCCCUUUGUAAAAGGUUUGAACCAUAAGUAGGUUGAGUAUGAUCGUCCAGGUGAACGUAGUCCUGAAUAGAACUGUUAUUGACAGUGACUGACGUUUCGACAAUCUGUGCGGUAGUCAUCUUCAGAGUCGAAGUGAGUUGUAUCACGUCAGUCCAUGGUAUUUAACUUUGGUUAUUGACCUGGUUGGUCAUUUAAGUCGAGAUGUUAAUGGUCUUCUGUCAGUUAAGCCGUGAUGUUAUUGGCUAUGAAGACUCUCGCAAUGUCAUUGGUGCGUUUCGAUCCGUCUAUUGUCACGGUUAAUCAGUCGUUUAUUGUUAGUCAAAUUUUCAGUUGUCCAGUCGUUCUCUGGUGGUUAGUUUUGUUUGAUUCCGUCAAUAAGUCGUUUGUACGGUCCUCUCAUAACCUUUCCUAUUGAUUGUGCAUGACAAUUGUUACGAGAAAAUUGAUUUCUGUCACACUUGGGACUUAAUGGGUAAACAUGUACCGCACUUACUCAAAUUAGCAGCAGUACUAUCUGCUCUGGCAAGUGCGAAUCGCUGGACGUAAAUUUAUAAUAAUUUACGAUAAUGAUAAAGGAGUUUGGUAUUCUGAUUUUAAGUGAUUCCAAUUCAUAACGGGUAACUAUCAGAUUAAAAAAAAAAUCGUUUUUUCAUCAUAGUCUCCUUACAUGGCCCCAGUCCUCUUGCCUGGCUACACUUUCAGAAAUACCAUUAUUUACUAUAUUACUGUAAAUCCUCUAAACCCCCCCCCCCCCCCGGGGGGGGGCUUUUUUUUUUCAAGUCCAUUUGAGGGAGGCUUAGUAGCGACGAGAGGCUUAUUUGAGAGGGGGGGGGCUUAUUUAAUUCAGAAAAAAAUAAUGGCAUCAGCUCUUCAUGAAGAACUAGAAUACAAAGUGGAAAACCUCAAGUACAAGACGGUUGGAGGCCACGCAGCUGAGGAUCAGAAUCAAAUCUCAACUUCUAGUUGGUAAAUAAACUAUCCCGGAUCAGUCCACACGAAGUUUUACAGUCGUGAUGGAUUAAUACAGUCUAUCAUUUAUUAGUGAAGAAUAAUUAGGGGAGGGGUGGCUUAAUGGAGAGGGAGGAGGGAGGCUUAUCAACUUUCUUCCCCUGAAAAGAGGGAGCUUAUUAGAGGGAGGGGGCUUAUUUGAGGAGGGGGGGGCUAAUAGAGGAUUUACAGUAUGUUAGAUUUGUUGGUCAUAUAAUCACCGAUAGUUACGCUCCAUUGAGUCUGAAUGAUCUUCACUUGAUCGGUUUUGUUCAUGUUUUUUGCAACCAAAAAUUGUUACGAUUUUUGUAUUUCAGAAUUUGAACCAUCCACGCGAAAUCUAAGAAUGUUUCUAUUUUUGGAAGCCAUACUUCAAAGGUGCGUAUGUACUGCUUGCUUACGUCCUUGUGGGACAAUUGACGUUAAGUAGUCUUGAAUGUUUUCUUCGCUAUUAAUGUCUCAAACUUUGCAUAUUCUCAAGUCAAGAAAAAAUACUUGAGUUUCCAUUUUUCAACUAAAAACCAAACGAAAAGGGCUGAAUUAAAAACGAGUUCGUCACUUUAAAAACGGGAAGGGAUCUGGAGCCGAAAUGUGUCCCGCAAGUGUUUCUGGGAUCGUUACUGGGAACAAGCCGGUCAGCUAUUGGCUAUUUUUUUCCGUGUCCCUGGUAUCAGGACCAGAAGCCUUUGCGAAAGUUAACUCGGCCCAGUUUCCUUCUCUUUUUUUAAAGUGGUGAAUGGGUCAUAGUCUACUUUACAGUUGCUUUUAGGCUCGUCACGCAACGCUCCUCCCCACUUAGCGUUGCGUGACGAGCCUAAAAACGGCUGCGAAGGAGACUAGAUGGGUCACAUUGUUUGUUGGGACAAGCUUACUUGUAGAAUAGCCUUUCAUAAAAAGAAAAAUUAAAUUAUGGUGCUUAAAGCAAAGUGAUUUAUAUAUCCUAAUCCACAUUGAAUUGCAGAGUUGAAACUGAAAAUAUUACGGCGUUUAUCUUUUGUUGCACGUAACAUUGGCUCAAUAUGUCAGCAGCAAUCUUCUUCUGUUUCAGCAACACUGCGCACAACCUUAAGGUGGCUCGAUACAGUUUUUCAGUAAAUUUUUCCAAAUCUUUGUUUAUGGCAACGUACUCAAAUUUGGGAGGUAUUGACCCUGAAAAACUGUAUCGCUGUAUCGAGCCACCUUAACUGCACAACCUUGUUAACCUUGGGCAACAUUUCGUACCAUAAUGUGACACAAGUUUUAACGUUCAGCCAAUCAGAUUUGGCUUUCAAACUUUACCACUACCUUCUUGCCAGUUCUGGCACUUUCAUUCUAAUAACGUGCCCUCUUGCCCAAAAUAGCCUGUUCACAGACCCGCUAUUUUCUCUUAAAAGUCCACCAAGCGCGCUCGCCGAUUAUCGAAAAGAAAAAUAAAGCAACGUCUGUGUACAGGCAAGCCCAAAAUUACACGUCAUUUUUCACCAUGACAACAGCACUUUGUUGCUUUGUUUCAAGGUUUGGUUUCAUCCGGGACACACCAUAUGGCUCGAUGCACGUGAGCUCGCCGAUGGUGCAAAUGACGCCCGUGCAGUGCCGCGCACAUGACUACGUGCACACGAGCGGCGUAGCUUUUGUACGUAUCUCUACCUGGGAAGAUGAUAAUGAUCCUUUUAUGAAUGACCAACAUGGGUCAAUAAUGGACCAACACAGUGGCAGGUAUUGGGGUUUCUAUUGGAUGCCAAAUCAUAUGUUGACAAGACGCUGGCGGUCAGCGGGUACUGGUGAUAAAGGAAGUGAAAGUAAACUGAGAAUUGAACUGGAAGAUUUCUGCGCGGACAAAAAUGGUGUUUUGACGAAAUUCUGGGAGUCGUGCACGGUAACUGCAAGAAGACUGCUUCAAAAAGGCGUAGAAGAAGAAGAUAAGAUUUCCUUAAAAGAAACGGAUGAAGGAGGUUGUGAAAUGAACAGGGUGGAAGAAAGCGACUCGACAAAUUUGGGGAGCUCCACAGAUUCAUCUGAUAAACUUCUUGCUUUACAGUCAGAAAAAGAGAAGUGACUUAAAAUUAUUUCAAAGUAUGCUUCAAAUCUAUUUGACCAAUGAGCUAAAAAAGAAAAAGGAGCACUCUUAUUGUUAAAAGUUAGAUUUCUAUGUAGAUAAAUUAUAUUAAUGAAACUUUCGUGAAUAGGUACAAACAAAAAGUACGAGGUACUUUAUAAUAAUACUAUAUAAAGAAAAUGAAAGGUAGAGGUCAAUCUUGUACCCAGAUCUAUCUCGGCCAAGGGUUUUCAGCGUAAGACAGAGCGAGAACUGGGU
Molecule: messenger RNA, 17261 nt
Organism: Porites lobata
Lineage: Eukaryota; Metazoa; Cnidaria; Anthozoa; Scleractinia; Poritidae
Source: the annotation of a GenBank genome assembly